UAUAAAGUGCUCGCGAUGCGGUCCGCGUGCUUUGUUUUAAGUCGCUCUCCGCAGUCGUCAAGCUUCUCUGGUUAUAGAUCAAAUGACGAGAUGCCGCUACUCUAUUUGCUCCUAUUAGCGGCCUUAAUGAUAAGCACAGAAGCAGCGAAAGGCGGCGGAGGUAGAGGGAGAGGUCGCGGCCGAGGAAGAAUGUACGGCUCGCGGACACAUAUCCUGAUACCCAACCGUAAUCCCGCCAGUACGCACUAUUACGAGAACAAGGAUGGUGCCAAGAUCGUGAAGGCGUCCCACUUUGAGUUGGAUUACAUGCUGGGCAGAAAGAUCACGUUCUUCUGCAUGGCGAUCGGCGUCCCGAGACCGGAAAUCACUUGGCUAAAGGACGGAAUCGAGUUGUAUCAUCACAAAUUUUUUCAGGUGCACGAAUGGCCUGUUGGCAAUGACACGAUAAAAUCGAAGAUGGAGAUUGAUCCUGCGACGCAGAAGGAUGCGGGAUAUUACGAGUGCCAGGCGGAUAAUCAAUACGCUGUCGAUCGCCGAGGUUUCAGAACGGACUACGUCAUGAUCUCGUAUUAAAUGCCUUCUCUGGUAGCUCCGCGAUCGCCAUAACAUUAGAACGAAUAAUAUCCUGUGUGAACAAUAGAUAUAGACAUUUGUUAUUAAGAAUUUGCUAUAUGAUAGAUUUUUAUCUAAUAAGCAGUUAGUUAUUGUUCAUAAUCCCAAUCUAAUCUAACGCGAGAAAGAGCUCCUAAGAUAUAAAAAAAUCAAUUCAACUUUUUACGUGAGAUCAACAGUGUAAAAUGUCAUAACUAAUUUUUUUUUUUUUUUUUUACAUGAGUAAGACAAACUUCCUCUUCGUUCGAAUCGUCAAUAGGAUGUAGAAGAUACCGAAUGUAAAUUCGUCGGUUCUCCCCCCAAUUCGUUAAAGCGUGAUUAUACCCUGUUACAAAGAGUACACGAGGAAUAUAUCGAAAAUGAUCCAUCACUGUGAAUUUAACAAGGCAAUUGUGUCGCGCCGCGCGAAAGUGCCAUGGAAGGGCAUACCUCGCUGCGUCAUCAUCAACGAACGCAAUAAUCUGUAGCACAGAGUAAAAUAAAUAAUUUGCAUGAACAUUA
Pogonomyrmex barbatus (red harvester ant) is the source of this 1113-nucleotide messenger RNA. RefSeq names its product immunoglobulin domain-containing protein oig-4. The record is from RefSeq and is a predicted model, not a curated record. NCBI's taxonomy places the organism in Eukaryota, Metazoa, Arthropoda, Insecta, Hymenoptera, Formicidae.